This is a messenger RNA of Mus pahari (shrew mouse), 1641 nucleotides long. It is a transcript of the gene Plpp2, whose product is annotated as phospholipid phosphatase 2. Gene Ontology annotation, biological process: signal transduction; phospholipid metabolic process; phospholipid dephosphorylation. Gene Ontology annotation, molecular function: phosphatidate phosphatase activity. The record is from RefSeq and is a predicted model, not a curated record. The transcript has 6 exons. The coding region runs from base 113 to 943 and encodes 276 amino acids. Lineage: Eukaryota; Metazoa; Chordata; Mammalia; Rodentia; Muridae.
GUCAAGCCCUGCCCUUUCCCUGGGUCGGGCAGUCUCCACCGCCAUGUGAUCCUGGGGCUGCCGGGACAGCUGGGGCAAGCGGGGGUCGCGGGCGUCCCUGGGCGGGGGCGACAUGGAGCGGAGGUGGGUCUUCGUGCUGCUGGACGUGCUGUGCGUGUUGGUCGCCUCUCUGCCUUUCAUCAUCCUGACCCUGGUGAAUGCACCAUAUAAGCGAGGGUUCUACUGUGGAGAUGACUCCAUCCGGUACCCGUACCGUCCAGACACAAUCACCCAUGGACUCAUGGCUGGUGUCAUCAUUACAGCGACUGUCGUCCUUGUCUCAUUGGGAGAAGCCUACCUGGUGUACACAGACCGUCUCUAUUCGCGUUCCAACUUCAACAACUAUGUGGCUGCUAUCUACAAGGUGCUGGGAACCUUCCUGUUCGGUGCUGCUGUGAGCCAGUCUCUGACCGACCUAGCCAAGUACAUGAUUGGCCGUCUUCGACCCAGUUUCUUGGCUGUCUGUGACCCUGACUGGAGCCGGGUCAACUGCUCUGGCUAUGUGCAGCUGGAGGUGUGCAGGGGCAGCCCUGCUAAUGUCACCGAGGCCAGGCUGUCCUUCUACUCUGGCCACUCCUCCUUUGGCAUGUAUUGCAUGUUGUUCCUGGCGCUAUAUGUGCAGGCCCGGCUCUGCUGGAAGUGGGCACGGCUGCUGAGGCCCACCGUUCAGUUCUUCUUGGUGGCCUUUGCAAUCUAUGUGGGCUAUACCCGAGUGUCUGACCACAAGCACCACUGGAGUGAUGUUCUUGUCGGCCUCCUGCAGGGAGCCCUGGUGGCCUGCCUCACGGUCCGCUAUGUUUCAGAUUUCUUCAAAAGCCGGCCACCCCAGCCCUGCCAGGAGGAUGAAGAACCGGAGCGCAAGCCCAGUCUGUCACUGACGCUGACCCUUGGUGACCGACCCUAGCUGCUAUGAGUGCCCUGUCUCUUCCUGGUUUGGAAGCUGGGAAGUCACCUGUGGGCCAGUCCUGUAUUGGCCCCUUACCCCUGAUCAGGCACUACUGACUUUGGAGCUGUCCCAGGGUCCCAGCUGGUGACUGUGGACCAAGGUCUUGGGUGCCUGUCUGGCCCUGAGUGUUGGCAGGGUCCAUCCUCAUCGUUCCUUUGCUAUCGCAUGACCUCAAAAGAUGUGGUCCUGCUCUGAGGCCUGUCUCCCAUCUCCAGUGGGUUUUCAAGGAGGGCCAUCCCAGCAUGGCUCCCGAAGUGUUUGGUCCGAGACUGUUCAUAAAGACAGCACCCUCCUUGACGGCCCUGAAGGUGAUGAACACCAUGUUUGCUUGGGUGGGGCAGUUGGCCUUGGGCAAGGAUCACAAGUGUGAAGAUGGCUGCCAACCCUUGGGCUGCCUAGGAGUCCAGGUUGCCUGGAAAAUCACACAUAGUUUUUGGUCUGAAUCCUUUUCUCAAGCCUGUGGAAGAUUACCUCUCGAGGCCUCCAAGCCCCUUCCUCAGACUUGAUGUUUUGUCCUGUCCCCACUCUGUCCAUAUGAACCAAAUGUGUAGCCAGGCAUUGGAAGUAGGUCCUGGAUCUGCCAUUCCCAUCUGUUUCAAAACACUUGAAGUUACUGUUUCAUGCGAGGGUGUGUUAUAAACUUUGUACCAAAUGUC